UCUCUUUCUAAAUCUCACCGGACGAGCUUUGGGGUCUUGGGCAUCCUCUAAGGAGAACUUUGCGACAAUUCUUCGAUGGGAUGAAGACUGCUCACGGAAUAAUGAGGCAUGCAAAUUCUGGGAGCAGGCUAGAACCAAAAUGCCGACGACAACUGCUUAAUGUGGCACCUACGGUCCGGCUCAUUGGAUCUCGAUUAAGUUCACUUCACGAUGGAGGUCGGUAUGUGUGCCUCAGCCACUACCGGGGUGGCUUAAAUUGGUUUGCCUUACCAUGUAGGCCAACUUUCACGUGUUUUGACGCCAGUCAUGUGCUGCUAAGGCUAGAAAGGGUUUCGAAACUUUCGGGUGGUAUAUUAGCCUUUCCUCUUCUGCUCUACCUUCCUCUUUUCAAGAGCGAAGCUAGGAGGUCAUCAAGAAUAUUUUACGAUCCAAUUUUAUGGAGUGGUGUGGAGUGGAGUGAGAGUAGCUUCAAAAGAGAUGCAGAAGGCUCGUCAUGGUGGCUGCUGUCAAACCGAGAGUCCUCAUCGUACAUGGAGGGGAGAUUUGGCCGGAGCGUUGGGAAGUUACCGCUAUCCGCUGAUGCUGUUCGUCACGUUGUUUCUUGAUCACACAGACCAUCCUCGGUCCAGGAUUGAAGCCACGCUUUCCACUGAGCGCUGGAGAUUGUCAUUCUUCUGAAGGAGAUGGACAUUAUCAUCAAUCACCGUUCUACCACCCACUCCAACCGCCGACACCUCCAACUCCAUAAAGGCUGAAGCUUUGAGAAGUUUGAACACAGCCAACGCCCAUGGAACAUCGCACGGGGAAGUGUCGACCACCAUGAAAAAGUAAUCGAUUUGUUGUUGAACCCUCGCCCAAACUCCACCCUGUUGAAGAAGAAAAG
Molecule: messenger RNA, 883 nt
Organism: Mytilinidion resinicola
Lineage: Eukaryota; Fungi; Ascomycota; Dothideomycetes; Mytilinidiales; Mytilinidiaceae
Exons: 1
Coding region: 81-605 (174 amino acids)
Source: RefSeq, a predicted model, not a curated record